Pocillopora meandrina is the source of this 778-nucleotide messenger RNA. The record is from the annotation of a GenBank genome assembly. Lineage: Eukaryota; Metazoa; Cnidaria; Anthozoa; Scleractinia; Pocilloporidae.
AUGAAAGAAAUUAUGAACGUAAUAACUGCUACUCCAAUUAAAGCUACUUUAAGCCUGGUGCCAGUCAUUCAGUCAAAUGGUAUAAAAGCUGCUAGGAUUGGUGAUUGAUAUUCUACAAUAGUUGUACUGCACUUCGAAAAACCUCUUGAAAGAGAGAUGCUUUUCAGCUUGAUUUAUGUAAUGCCUUUAGAAACUACUUCCAGUCGUGUUUAAUCAAAACAAUUUCAUGGCACUUUGCCAUUUAUAAUUACCAGUAGCAAGGCAAAAAAAAAACAAAGAGAUCGCUCAUCACAUUUUGUGUUGAUGAGCUAAAAUUGGUAACUCAGACAGCUGGAAGCAACAUGGGGUUUUUUGGGACAGCAUUUGAAAGUCUAAGAUGUCCAUAUGCAAGCUCUACUUCCCUCCACCCUCCAUACCUAAGAGUGCUUGCUCACUGGCUACCCCUUUAGGAUCCUCAACCUUAUUAGAACAAAGUAAAAUGAUACUUGAAAUGGUUUAUUAAAAUAAAACGCAAUAUUUCCUUACAGGACCUUCAGGCACAAAUGUCCAAGAACUAGAAGAGGAGGAUGCAUUGUUAGUGCAUGAUAUUUUGUCCUCUGAAAUUGAUGCUGACAUGCUUUACCAUGAAAGGAUGGGACCAGAACUAACUCAUCAAGUAUGGAAUCUUGAUGAUGAAGAUAUUGACACAAAUUUUCCAACUAUUCCUGGACAGCUUCCUUCAGUCGAUGUCAAUCCUGCUCAAGGAUUACGAGAGAGUAUGAAUAGCAUUAUUCAUUGG